AUGAGCGCUUGCUAUGAGCUGCCCCACCACCGCACCCAUGGUGCAGGGGCCAGGGAGGAGAGGAAGGAGGAGUGGAGGGAGGAGAGGAGGGAGGUGAGGGAGGAGAGGAGGGAGGUGAGGGAGGAGAGGAGGGAGGUGAGGGAGGAGAGGAGGGAGGUGAGGGAGGUAGGUGGUGUAGGGUACAAUGGGGCAGGGUGGGAGGGGCCAGUGGAACAGCAGGGCAGUGGGGCGGGGGCCAUGGUGGGGGAUGUGGGGGGCGGGAGGAGGAACAGGCUGGUGGCGGGAGGCAGUCUGGCGUGCCCCACUUUGCUAAAAGGGGCGUCGCUUGGCGCUGCGCCUGCUGGUGGGGGCAUGGACGGCGUGCCCGGCACGGAGCAGUCCUCGGACGGGCGUGAGGUGUCCGAGCGGCGUGCCCGGCGAAUGCACAAGAGCGCGUCGGAGGCCAACGUUAGGGUAGCCGGGUUGCGGGGCGGGUGCGCGUUGGCGGGGUCCAUGGGGAUGUUGACGGGCGCGGGCAGCGGCAAGUGGGUGAACGGCGGGUCCAUGGGGGCGAUGGAGGCGCAGCUGCGCGCGGAGCAGGAGGAGCUGGCGUACCUGCGCAUGGAGGCGGAGCGCAUCGAGCGCAGCGGCGUCAUCGACAUCGUCAACCACGACGGCGGCGGCGGCGGCGGCGUCGGCGGCGGCGGAGGCGGCGGCGGAGGCGGCGGCGCCUUCCCCAAACACCUGAGCUGGAACUACCGCGGGCUCGACAUCACCCCCGAGGGCAGCAGCCGCGCGCAGGCAGGCGCAGACAGGGAUCGGGGGGGAGGGGCGGAGUCGGUGCUGGCGUCGUGGGCGCAGGAGAGGCGCGAGUUGGAGGGGCAGGUGGGCGCAGUGAAGGCGGAGCUGAAGCGCAAGGAGAGAGCGCUCAAGGCGGCGGGCAAGGGCAAGGCAGCGGCAGGCAGGGAGGUGGAUACGGUGUGGGGGCAGGUGAGCGCGGUGGAGGCGCAGCUGCACGACGUGCAGGGCGACAAGUCCGCCCUCGAGAAGGAGAUCCAGGGGCUGCGCGCGCUGCUGCACGUGUCGCGUGCGCGCGACUCAGGGGAGCCAGCGGGCGCGCGGGGCGCGGACACGGAGAUGGCGGGCAUGCUGAAGAUGGUGGGCGACUUCUCCCGGCGACUCGCCCUCGCUGACGACGCCGUGCGACGCGCCGAGGCCAAAAACGUUCAGCUGUCAGAGCGGUUGAAGGCGAGCGAGGCGGAACUGCGUGGAACAAGGGAGGCGCUGCGCACGGCACAGGAGGAGCGCGACGCACUGGCGGCGGAGAUGAAGCAGGCGCUGGACACGUGGGCGUGGACCGGCUGUGGACACCCCGCCCCUGCUCCGGCUCCUGCUGCUGCUGCUGCCACCCCUGGCAGAGGGGGCAGCAGUGGCAGCGGUGGCAUGGGUGUGGGUGCUUCAAGCACGUCUGCAUGGGAGGGGUCGGCAUGGGUUGAGCACACGGGGCAAGGCAUGGCGCGGAAUGGCAUCCCGGGUGGUGACGAUGGCAGGGAUGGCAUGCAGGAGUGGCUGCAGCGCGUGCGGGAUAUUGCUGGUGCGAGCCAGUGGGGACGGGGUGGGUACAGUGCUGGUGGUGCCGUGAGCCGGCCACCCCGGGACCCCAAGGCGCGACCAGUGCAGUUUGAUGCCCUCGCGUGCAGCCCGUCCCCGCCUUCACUUGCUGCAGCCCCCCUCCUGUGA
This is a messenger RNA of Closterium sp. Naga37s-1, 1719 nucleotides long. The record is from the annotation of a GenBank genome assembly. Lineage: Eukaryota; Viridiplantae; Streptophyta; Zygnematophyceae; Desmidiales; Closteriaceae.